Messenger RNA from Liolophura sinensis, 4941 nucleotides. Its product is annotated as short transient receptor potential channel 3-like. The coding region runs from base 183 to 2570 and encodes 795 amino acids. The record is from RefSeq and is a predicted model, not a curated record. Gene Ontology annotation, cellular component: cation channel complex; plasma membrane. Lineage: Eukaryota; Metazoa; Mollusca; Polyplacophora; Chitonida; Chitonidae. Gene Ontology annotation, biological process: calcium ion transmembrane transport; regulation of cytosolic calcium ion concentration. Gene Ontology annotation, molecular function: inositol 1,4,5 trisphosphate binding; protein binding; store-operated calcium channel activity. The transcript is spliced from 12 exons.
GAGGGACUAGUGAGUGGUUCUGCUCGCCAAACAUUCCACAUUCCUCUCAAAGCACCAUUUCACUUUUAGCCAAGGGUCGCAGUGUAAUGAAGAGCUGACCACAUCGUUUAACCUGGAUUCCAUACGUAUGUCCUGACCUAACUUCGCUCCUGGAGUCGACGAGCCCGUGUUUUGGACUGUACAUGUGGCUAUUCUGCUGUUGUUCUGUGACGAUGAAACGCGCCGCGAAACGUACGAAGGGAGGUGGAUACGGUAGUCCGCGAAGAGGUGUGAAGAAUUUUGUGUACGCAUAUACGGCUCUUACGGCCCGUCAUGUGGAUAUAAAUAACCACGUUCAAUCAGAAAAUGGCGGAACAGACAUAAACAUCGGCAUGCCGUCACGAGCUGCACGUGACAAGAGGAACCAAUCGCGGCUGCAGAGCGGAGCUGACCGUGGGAAGCUGUCCGUGUUAGAGGAAGAAUUUAUUUAUGCGGCUGAAUUUGGGGAUAUACCUACCGCCCAGAGGAUUCUAGAGGAAAACAGCAAUUUCAGCGUUGAUUACAGUGAUAUAUUGGGACGUACACCGCUGAGACUAGCGGUAGGCAAUGAACAUUUAGAGGUGGUGGAGUUGCUGUUGGACAGAUGUAACAUUUCCAGUAUUCAUGAGGCACUUUUGCAAGCCAUCAGCGCUGGACAUGAGCAGAUUGCCGAGACAAUCCUCAAACAUCCCAAGUACCGUGAUGCUAAAAAAGAGAACAAAAGGAUCGGAGAGACAGAUUAUUUUUUUAACACAACCAGUGAGGACUCGCCAUUUUCCUCCGAUAUCACGCCUUUGAUUCUAGCGGCAGAGAGAAAUCAGUUUGAGAUCGUACAGUUACUCCUUUUACGUGGGGAGACCAUACAGAAACCGCAUCAUUAUUAUUGUGCCUGUCAAGAAUGCAGUAAUAAACUGCAGUUUGACCAGCUUCGGUUAGCGAAGACAAGACUGAAUGCGUACAAAGGUUUAGCCAGUGGCGCCUAUAUAUCUCUGUCCAGUAAAGAUCCAGUUUUGACAGCUUUUGAUUUAGCACGAGAACUCCGGAGAGUGGCGCGGGUGGAAAAGUAUUUCAAGAACGAAUACUUGGCUUUGGCAGACCAGCUAAGUGAUUACGUUGUAAAAUUACUGGAUAAAGUGCGGGGCCACGACGAACUCGAAAUUUUAUUGGAUAAAACUGGGAAGUCAAGCGACACUAAUUCUUACGAGCGGUUAGCCCGAUUGAAGCUCGCCAUUCGCUACAAUGAGAAAAAGGACAUCAUGAAGUUCGCCAUUAUAUUCGGGGUGAUAUUCGCCGCGUUCAUGGUCGGCCUUCAGAACCUUUAUUGGUACCUUGGAGAAACAUUUCAGACUGUAUUUUGGUCUCUGUUUGGACGUGGCGAGUCAUCCGUUGUAGAGCUGGACGAAUUCAACCACACGUUCACACAAAACGUUGGCUAUUGUAUGUUUGGUGCUUACAACAUAACAACUGUGAUCGUGCUUCUUAACAUGUUGAUUGCCAUGAUGUCAAGGUCGGUUGAACUGAUUCAGUCUGAGGCGGAUACUGAAUGGAAGUUCGCCCGCACAAAGCUGUACAUGGAGUACAUUAACGACGAUUGUACGCUGCCAGUUCCUUUCAACAUCAUCAUCCCCACCCCUAAAGCUAUUGUCUACAUCGUUCAGUUCUUCUGGAAGAAAAUCCGGAAACCUGAACCGGAAAUCAGAGGUCACCCCGGGCGGAUAAAGGACAUCGAGUUGUAUAUCGGCUCAACCAGUGGGAACGCCAUUUUAAAUCUACAUGAACACAAAAUAGGCCUACAUAGGCUACCAAAAGAAAAUACCCAGGGGCAGGUUCGGAGGAGUGGUAGGUCCAACACCAGCGACAAGAGAGCUUGGGACGAACUAGAAAGCGACGCCGCGUCAAAUAAGGGUAUUAAACAUUUCCAGCAGACCAUGAGCACGACCAAUGGGUUUGUGAGGACGGAUUCUGAUCCCGGCAAUUUCCCGCAAAAACUCACCUAUCAGAGAGUUAUGAAAAGAAUAGUAAAGCGGUACAUCUUUGAUAUGCAAAGAGAAAGUGACGUCAAUGAAGGAGACUUUGACGAAAUCAAGCAGGAUAUUUCCAGUUUCCGGUACGAGAUGUUGAAUCAUCUCAGCAGUAGUCAGAGAGAAACCAAAACAAACACUAGUAAACUGGAAGCUCUAGAAACCAAAGUUAACCGUCUGAUUGAACAUCAGCUCCUGCUUCUGAAGCACCUGAACAUCAAAGACCCAGGACCAAAAACAGAGCCUCUAAAAUCGUCAUUUAAGAAGCAUCACAGGAGUGACACCCAGAUUUCACCAGAAAGUGCCAUUUUUGACUAUAUUGACGAGGAGCCAGGCGACACACAGUCUAGUGACAUCGUGCGAGAGAGCAGCGUGCGAAUCUCCUUGCAUGGAGAGGCAACGGGUGUGUCGAGAGGAGAUGCUGAGGCGAAUGAUGAUUCCCAGCCGGACAAGAGCGAUGUAACGCACGUUGAUGCUCAAGUCCAAGUUGAAUAUCCAAGUGCCUCCAAACUCGAUGUCCGUGACGUUUAGCCCAAAGGUGGGGCGCCGGCCAUAUUUCAGUUAAUACAGAAUUAGUUAUAACCAAAUUCAUCGGUAAAUCUUCCAACCUUGUCCACCCUCACUUCUACUCAUUGUCGGAGACUGAAUACAAACAGUCAUUCGCGCAUUCCUACCCGCAGCUUUGACCAAUGUAGUUUGGAUAACGCAUUCGUGUAUUGUAAGAGUUACAGCUCAUAUUUACCAGGUUUAUCCCAGUGAUAUCAGUAUUUAAUCAUUUCUCAAGAAAUGUCAGACAGUGAAACCAACCAAACCAUACCAAAAUCACCAUAAAGAUAGACAAAAUCAUUCAGGUUGGCAAAAGGCAGAAACUGACCAUAUUGAAGUGAAAUCUCAACUGACCAAGAAACUAAAUCAGAAUUGGGUUUCAAUACACGCUUGGAAUUUACGUGUACAGUGUACAUGCACACUUUGUUAUCCCCUGUUUAUAAGGGGUAGACAUCGUUUAAUACUGUACGUAUGCAGUAUUUGUUGUCCUUGUUUUGUCUAAAAGCUAUUUUCUUACGCAAAAGGCUCAUCUCGUACUCCUCACAUCAUUACCAUAUGGACUGUAUUGCUGGCUGUAAAUAAGUGAACACCCGGUUAUAAACGCUCGGUUUAAAGUGCGCGGGUGAGUGGUCUUCCAAGAUGGCGUACAGAAGGGUCACCGUUAGAAUCACUGUGAUAUCUACCAGGAACUGGACAAGAAGACCACUGCCACAGAAUUCUCUUGCUGAAGUGUGUAUGUUGAAGGGUACAAUUACAUUGUCUGGUUUUGUACGCUUAAAGGGUCUCAGCGAACACAGCCCAGUGGAUUUACACUACGCUUUUGGUGCCCUAACGUAUACAAAAGGUUACAGUUUGCUCCCAUUAAACCAAAAAGCAUAUUUAUAUGUCUCCGUUUCGUACGUCUCAUGUCUCAUGUCUCAGUUUUAUUAGAAAGCUCAAAGCGUGGUCCGUUUAUUCUUAAAGACAUCAACUUUGUAUGAAAAAUCAGUGUUUAUGAUGUGAAAGUGGCUGAAGAUUUUUGCAAGUUUGUGAUCUUUGCGUGUUUAUGUAGUCGUAUCUAUAUAUCUCACUCGUCUUUCGUGGGCCCUCGGACACAUCCGUCCAGAGGGUACAGUCUUAUUCAGUGACGUCAAUCGUGACACAUUACAUAUUUAAUGACCACGAUCAAAAAUUUUCCAAUUUUUUUGUCCAGUUGCAGGAAACGAUGCAUUUAACGCAACUUGAAGAAACAUAUUUCAGGGAGCCUAAAUGCUUCAUAAAAACAAUACCCUAAACUCUACCGGAACCUCAGUGAAACCAGUUCAGUAUAUUUGUGUGAAUGUAUGUUUCUCUGCUGUAUUUAAGACAGUGAUCAUUUAACAGACUAAGAACAGGACAAAAAUGGAUGACGAUGUUUCUGGAUUAGAGAAUACCAGAUAUGUAUAAACUUGAUUUCCUACCCCAAGUCUGAUGCUUGCCGCAUCGUUAAAGAGGCUACAUCUAUACCGCAGACUUUUGGCAAAAAAUCCAUAUUCGCUGUUACCGAUUUGACCGGUAACACAUACAAAGACAAGACUGAUAUUUUGUGAAAGGUAAUUAUUUGGGCUGUUCUAAAACAAUAGCAAAACUAGACUGGAUUUGCGGUGAUGGAUGUUUUGACCAAACAUCUCCGGUAUAGGCUCUUUAUAGUACAUGCAUGCCUUUUAAAAACGUGUACACUGAAUUGAUUCAUCGGAAAGGGCGUUCAGUGUGGAUAUGAAUAAAAUUUACAUGUUCCUGAAUAACUAUCUCUUACAUGACUGUGUAUCAUUUUCAGACAGAACACGUGCCUAGAUUGCUGCGUGACGAAAUGCAACUACUUUUAAGUAACCAUGUGUGAUAAGAAACGUAUUUUAGUUGGCGGUAGCACUUUGUAGGCGUAGUAAUUUCACAGAAACAGUCAUCAUAUAUUUAUAUUUAUGUAAAAAAAUAUGUAAUAUAUAGUAGUAGUCUGAGUUGCAGUUAUUUUAAAUCUCGAAAUUCGUCCGAUAUAUAUCAAAUGAUUUUUCUUUUAAAAUGUGUCCGUUUUCGAAAUCGAUUGCGAUUGGCAAAGACUUUCACAAUUUGUAAAACAGAAAUUAUACGGACAUAUUUGAAUGAUUAUAGAAAAAUAUAAGUAAAAAGACAGAUUGCUUUAUUAUUGAUGGUUUGACUCAUUAGUAUAAAAAUCAUGGUGUCUUUUGUAUUCUGUAAAUACGUUUGUAAAUAUUUGUACAUAACUCGCGCUGAAGAACACCAAUGUCCUGUGACAUUAUGCAUGUGUGUACCUACUCACAAUGUGUCCCGGGUAUUAUAAAGUUAGCAUGUUAACCAGUAUGUCUUUCUCUUCACGCGUUAA